Messenger RNA from Pungitius pungitius (ninespine stickleback), 1916 nucleotides. RefSeq names its product aryl hydrocarbon receptor interacting protein (gene aip). Gene Ontology annotation, molecular function: peptidyl-prolyl cis-trans isomerase activity; protein binding. Lineage: Eukaryota; Metazoa; Chordata; Actinopteri; Perciformes; Gasterosteidae. The transcript is spliced from 7 exons. The record is from RefSeq and is a predicted model, not a curated record. Bases 50 to 1075 code for a protein of 341 amino acids.
GCAGCUUCGGCAAACAUCGGCAUCCGUCGUUAAUGAUACUCGAUCAAGGAUGGAGGAAGAGGCACGCAAGCUUCUCGAGGAAGGAAUAAUAAAGAAAGUGGUCAGCCCUGGUAGAGGGGAGCUAUCUACAUUUCCCAAUGGAACCAAGGUGGUCUUCCACUACCGCACCAGCCUGUGUGAUGGCAAAGUGCUGGAUGACUCCAGAACCAUGGGGGGCCGCAGCAAACCCAUGGAGCUCAUCUUGGGCAAGAAGUUUAAACUAGCUGUGUGGGAGAGAGUGGUCAUCACCAUGAAACAAGGCGAAUUGGCAGAAUUUACCUGCGACACUAAGCACACAGCACUUUAUCCGCUUGUGUCCCAGUCCUUGAGAAACAUCAGUGCUGGUAAGGAUCCCCUGGAGGGCCAGAGGCACUGCUGUGGCAUUGCUCAGAUCCACUCCCACCACUCUCUGGGGCACAAGGACCUGGAUGAGCUUCAGGCCAAUCAGCAGCCUCUUGUCUUCUCCAUCGAGCUGCUGGAGGUUCUGCCACCAGGAUCUUUUCAGCUUGAUGUGUGGGCUAUGACGGACGAGGAGAAACUCAAGCUUGUGCCUCAGAUCCAUGAGGAGGGCAACAUGCUUUUCAAAAAGGGCCAAAUUAAGGAAGCCACAGAAAAGUACUACAAUGGCAUUGCCUGCCUCAAAAAUCUGCAGAUGAAGGAGCACCCUGGGGAUGAAUUGUGGGUGAAGUUGGACCAUAUGAUCACGCCGCUGCUCCUCAACUUUUGCCAGUGCAAGCUCCUCCAGGGGCAGUACUACGAAGUCAUCGAACACUGCUCAGCCAUACUCUUCAAAUAUGAGGACAAUGUAAAGGCCUUCUACAAGCGAGCUAAGGCCCACGCUGCAGUGUGGAAUGAGGUAGAGGCACGAGCAGACUUUGAUAAGGUGUUGGAGCUGGACCCCUCUCUGGGACCAUCUGUUGCCAAGGAGCUGAAGGCCAUGGAGGAGAAGAUCCGCACCAAAGAGAAAGAGGAAAAGGGACGCUACAAAGGGCUGUUCAACUACAACGCAAGACCAGCCACUGCCACCACGGGUUGAAUCUUACAGUGGGAUCAAGAGGACGCCUGUGAAUUUCAUGAUUGGAGGAGAAACAGUGCUUACUGCUGUUUAAGAUUUUAUCCAUGCAUCCAAGCCAAAAACUGUUGCCAGUCAGCCCUCCAUGGAACACACACAAAUAUUUGCAGAGGAAUCAGAUCAGAUACACGCAAAGUCAUGCAUAUAUACUAAGGAGCGAUUUGCAUUGCUGCCUUAUUCCUUUUCUCAAAGUAAUAUUAAGUUCCAUGAUUAAAGCAGGCUGAGAUUAUGAGAUUGACUUACUUGAAAGUCCAAAAUCCCAGGAAUGCUCCGGCAAACAUCAUCAUUUUAGAACGUCAUACUUUCCAAUCGAUACUAAUCUUGUUUGUUCUUUACUUGGCCCAUUAUGGCUUCUGAAAUGUCAGCACUCUUGGUAAAUAACUUGCGCACAGUAAAGAGCUAUUACCGACAGCAUGUUAUCCUUUUUACAGGAUUUAUUUUUUAUUUUUAAACAAAUAGUUAAGAAUUUUUAUGUUGUCUUGUUUUCCCUGAAAUAUGAGCACCGCUGUUUUGAAGAUCCUAAAAUGAUUUGGAAUUGUAGGAGAUUCCAAAGGAUUCCCCAAAAAACGUCAUGUCCUCUUGUGCUCACAUCUGCCUUCCACGCCAGAUCCCCUCUUUGAUGGUGACACUGGGAGCACUGAGGAGACCAUGAUUCGGGUUGAUGUGACCAGGAAACCAAGAUGUCUUGCGACAAUCAUUAUAAAACACCCCAAGGACUUGUCUUAUAUUCGCUUUUAUCUUUGUACUUAGUUCAUUAUGUAAGAACGAUACCAUCACAUUGUUUGUCAAGAUGCACUCAACAAAG